GCGGCAGUCCCUCCUCGCUUCAACAAUUAACAAUCAACAGUUUCCUCGCCCCCCAUUUCCAUUCGGCUAUUCCAUUCUCUGUCGGCUACCGACGGAAGAAUGGGUCUGAACUUGGAGGAACUCUAUGGCCAAUCUAUAGUGGAUGAGCAAAAACCGAACGAGUAUUCGGAGUACCAGCCAAAGCAGGGCUAUGGCUGGGCUAACACUUUGCCCGAGCGGCAAGGUCUCUACGACCCUGAAUAUGAGAAGGAUGCCUGUGGUGUAGGCUUCGCUGCACACAUCAAGGGAAAGCCUAGUCACAAGAUUGUCAGUGAUGCUCGUAACUUGCUCUGUAACAUGACGCAUCGUGGCGCCGUUGGUUCGGACGCACGAGACGGUGACGGGGCUGGUGUAAUGACCAGUAUCCCACACAAGUUCUUCAUCAAAAACUUCGCACGCGAAGUCGGGGUGGACCUCCCUCCUCUGGGCCAGUAUGCCGUCGGUAACCUAUUUUUCAAGCCAGACGAAGAGUCCUUGAAAGAGUCCACCAAUACCUUCGAGGAAAUCGCAACAUCAUUGGGCCUACGUGUGCUGGGAUGGCGAGAGGUCCCUCGUGACUCGACCAUCUUGGGCCCUGCUGCACUCUCUCGAGAGCCCAUCAUCAUGCAACCCUUCGUGGUGCUAAAGGCGGCUUAUGGCGAAGGCAACAAACCUGAAGUCACUGAUCCGGCACAGUUUGAUGACAAGACUUUCGAGCUCCAGCUGUACGUUCUACGGAAGCGUGCCACUCAUGUGAUUGGUCUCGCCAAUUGGUUCUACCUCUGCUCUCUCAGUAACCGGAACAUUGUCUACAAGGGACAGCUGGCUCCGGUGCAGGUGUACCAGUACUACCACGAUCUGGUGAACGUGGAUUAUGAGGGUCACUUCGCUCUCGUCCAUUCUCGUUUUUCGACCAACACUUUCCCUUCAUGGGAUCGUGCGCAACCUCUGCGUUGGGCGGCCCACAAUGGUGAAAUCAACACCCUUCGUGGCAACAAGAACUGGAUGCGCGCCAGAGAGGGUGUGCUGAAGUCCGACAUCUUCGGGGCGGAGCUUGACUCCCUUUAUCCUAUCGUCGAGGAUGGUGGCUCUGACUCUGCUGCCUUCGAUAACGUUUUAGAAUUAUUGAUGAUCAACGGAGUGCUCUCUUUACCCGAGGCAGUCAUGCUUAUGAUUCCCGAAGCAUGGCAGGACAACCCAGCCAUGGAUCCGGCCAAGGCUGCUUUCUACGAAUGGGCUGCCUGUCAGAUGGAACCCUGGGAUGGUCCGGCUCUCUUUACUUUCUCCGAUGGUCGCUAUUGCGGAGCAAACCUUGACCGCAACGGUUUGCGUCCCUGUCGCUUCUACGUCACGGAUGAUGACCGAAUUAUCUGUGCCUCUGAAGUUGGCGCCGUUGACAUCGACCCCGAACGCGUGAUUCAAAAGGGCCGCUUGCAGCCCGGAAAGAUGCUCCUGGUCGAUACUGUAGCCGGUCGGAUUAUCGAUGACUCCGAACUCAAGUAUACUGUUUCCCAUCGCCAUGAUUUCGCCUCUUGGUUGGAGAAGGAGCUCUUGAAGCUCCCUGCGAUUAAAGAGAAGCUGGACGAGCAGAGCGUGGACCUCGCCUACGCUUUGGAUGAGACGACUAUUCAGAAUGACCCUCGUUUGAAGGCGUUCGGUUAUUCUUUUGAACAAGUAAGCUUGCUCCUGGGUCCCAUGGCUGCCGACUCCAAGGAAGCCCUUGGGUCCAUGGGUAAUGAUGCGCCUCUUGCCUGCGUCGCCAAACAACCGCGCCUUCUCUACGAAUACUUCCGUCAGCUCUUUGCCCAGGUCACAAAUCCUCCCAUCGAUCCGAUUCGGGAGGCAGUCGUUAUGUCCCUGGAAUGCUAUGUUGGUCCCCAGGGUAAUCUCUUGGAGAUGGAACAGUCACAGUGCCACCGCUUGCUAUUGCCGUCUCCCAUUCUGAGUAUUCCGGAAUUCAACGCGCUGAAGAAUAUCAACCGCGCUCACAAGGAUUGGACAGUGAAGACCAUUGAUAUCACAUUCGAGAAGCAGAAGGGUGUCCCAGGUUAUCUGGAAGCUCUUGAUGCCAUCUGCGAUGCGACUACCGAAGCAAUUCAGAACGGAGACAAGAUCCUGGUGCUUUCGGAUCGAGGCACGUCAGCAGAGAGAGUUCCUGUAUCUGCUCUAUUGGCCACUGGACUCGUCCAUCACCACCUGGUUCGCAACAAGUGGAGGUCUCUCGCUGCCAUCGUCGUCGAGACUGCCGAGGCUCGUGAGGUACACCACAUGUGUGUCUUAGUGGGAUACGGAGCCGACGCUAUCAACCCUUACCUUGCUAUGGACUGUAUUCUUAAGAUGAACAGGGAAAAGUUGAUUCGCAAACAACUUCCUGAUGAGAAGGUCAUCGAAAAUUACAAGGCUUCCUGCGAUGGUGGUAUUCUUAAAGUCAUGAGCAAGAUGGGUAUCUCAACAUUGCAGUCCUACAAGGGCGCUCAGAUCUUCGAAGCCCUCGGUAUUGACGACAGCGUCAUUGACCGCUGCUUUGCAGGAACCGCGAGCCGCAUUCGUGGUAUGACUUUUGAGCUUAUUGCUCAGGAUGCCUUCGCUUUCCAUGAGCGUGGAUAUCCUUCGCGUGAGAUCGUCGAUAUUCCCGGCCUUCCUGAAUCUGGUGAAUAUCACUGGCGUGACGGCGGUGAAGAGCACAUCAACGACCCAGUCAGCAUUGCGAACAUGCAGGAUGCUGUCCGCACAAAGAAUGACAAGUCUUAUGAAGCGUAUGCCAAGGCUGAACAUGAGCAGAUCAAGAACUGUACCCUGCGUGGUAUGCUUGACUUCGACUUUGAGCAGCGCACCCCCAUCCCCAUUGACCAGGUCGAACCGUGGACCGAGAUUGUGCGUCGGUUCGUUACGGGUGCCAUGUCUUAUGGAUCUAUCUCCAUGGAAUCACACUCUACCUUGGCAGUUGCCAUGAACCGCCUCGGUGGGAAGUCGAACACCGGCGAAGGAGGUGAGGAUCCCGAGCGAAGCAAGAGAUUUGAAAACGGUGAUACAAUGCGCUCCGCCAUCAAGCAGAUCGCUUCCGGCCGUUUUGGUGUGACUUCUCACUACCUUGCGGACGCUGAUGAGUUGCAGAUCAAGAUGGCACAAGGAGCCAAGCCCGGUGAAGGUGGUGAGCUCCCUGGACAUAAGGUAGUCGGUCCUAUCGCCCGCACUCGAUACUCUACACCUGGUGUUGGUUUGAUCUCGCCGCCUCCGCACCACGACAUCUACUCUAUUGAAGAUCUUAAGCAGCUCAUCUACGAUCUCAAGUGUUCUAACCCUCGCGCACGCGUUUCCGUUAAGCUCGUGUCUGAGGUCGGUGUUGGUAUCGUUGCCUCCGGUGUCGCUAAGGCCAAGGCUGAUCAUAUCCUGAUUUCCGGUCACGAUGGUGGCACUGGUGCUUCCCGUUGGACUGGUAUCAAGUAUGCUGGCCUUCCCUGGGAGUUGGGUCUCGCGGAAACUCAUCAGACCCUCGUCUUGAACGACCUGCGUGGGCGUGUUGUUGUCCAAACUGACGGUCAGAUUCGUACCGGUCGCGAUCUUGCUGUAGCGUGUCUGCUCGGCGCAGAAGAGUUCGGGUUCGCAACCACCCCGUUGAUUGCCAUGGGUUGUAUCAUGAUGCGCAAGUGUCACCUAAACACCUGCCCUGUUGGAAUUGCAACCCAGGACCCCGCCCUGAGGGCCAAAUUCCAAGGAACCCCUGAGCAUGUGAUCAACUUCUUUUAUUAUGUUGCCAACGAGAUGCGUGCCAUUAUGGCCAAACUCGGCAUUCGAACAGUCAAUGAGAUGGUGGGUCGUGCUGAGCUUCUCAGGGUUCGAGAUGGUCCUAAAACCCCUAAGCAAGAGAACAUUGAUCUUUCUCUCAUUCUUACUCCCGCCCACUCCCUCCGUCCUGGCGUGGCUACCUACAAUGUUCGCAAGCAGGACCAUCGUCUUCACACUCGUCUAGAUAACAAGUUGAUUGCCGAGUCUGAGCUUGCAUUGGAAAAGGGUCUGCCCUGCCGAAUCGAAUGUGAUAUCGUUAACACUGAUCGUGCGUUGGGUGCUACCUUGUCCUAUCAGGUCAGUCGCCGCUAUGGUGGCGAAGGACUCCCGCAAGACACUAUUCACUCGAACAUCAAGGGCUCUGCCGGCCAGUCCUUUGGUGCUUAUCUUGCUCCAGGUAUCACUCUUGAGCUGGAGGGUGAUGCCAACGACUAUGUUGGGAAGGGUCUUUCCGGAGGCCGCCUCAUCGUUUACCCACCCCGCGGCGCUGCGUACAAGGCUGAGGAGAACGUCAUUGUUGGAAACACCUGUCUCUAUGGCGCUACUCGGGGUACCUGCUUUUUCCGUGGUAUGGCUGCUGAGCGUUUUGCCGUCCGUAACUCCGGAGCCACCGCUGUCGUUGAGGGCGUUGGUGACCACGGCUGUGAGUACAUGACUGGCGGUCGGGUGCUUGUCCUUGGGCCCACUGGUCGCAACUUCGCUGCUGGUAUGUCCGGCGGCAUCGCCUAUAUCUUGGAUAAGAACCAGGACUUCCACUCCAAGGUCAACAUGGAGAUGAUUGAAGUCAGUGGGCUGGAGGAUCCCGCCGAAAUCGCCUUCGUUCGUGGCUUGAUCGAGGAUCAUCACCAUUACACCGGUUCUGAACUGGCUGCUCGCAUCCUGCUCGACUUCACUCGUGCCCUCCGUCACUUUGUCAAGGUUUUGCCCAUCGACUACAAGCGCAUCCUUGAGGAAGAAAACGCCAAGGCUAAAGCCGCGAAGAAGGCCGAGUUCACUCUGCCUCAGCUUCCUGGCACCCCAGUCCCCUCCGAGCAGUCGAAGGCUCAGUCCGAAAAGGAUGCCAAGAAGGUUGAGAUGCUUGAUAUUGAAGACAGUAUCAGUGACUCUAAGACUGAGAAGAAGCGCUCUGCCCUCAUUCUUGACAAGACCAGAGGAUUUAUGAAGUACAACCGUCGCAGUGAGAAAUAUCGGAACCCUGCUACUCGAACGCGUGACUGGGCUGAGCUCUCUACCCGUCUUAGCGAGGAUGAGCUUAAAUACCAGUCCGCUCGUUGCAUGGACUGUGGCGUUCCUUUCUGUCAAUCCGAUACUGGAUGCCCGAUUUCCAACAUCAUUCCCAAGUGGAAUGAACUGGUCUUCCAGAACCAGUGGCAAGAUGCCCUCAACCGUCUCCUCAUGACAAACAACUUCCCCGAGUUCACGGGCCGUGUCUGCCCUGCUCCUUGUGAGGGGGCCUGUGUUCUUGGUAUCAACGAAGAUCCGGUUGGUAUCAAGUCAAUUGAGUGUGCUAUCAUCGAUCGCGGUUUUGAAAUGGGCUGGAUGGUCCCUCGUCCUCCAAAAGCUCGCACUAAUAAGACCAUUGCCAUCAUCGGUUCUGGCCCGGCGGGUCUCGCCGCUGCGGAUCAACUCAACCGUGCCGGACACAGUGUCACUGUCUACGAGCGUGCUGAUCGUAUUGGCGGGCUACUCAUGUAUGGUAUUCCCAACAUGAAACUGGACAAGAAGGUUGUGCAGCGUCGUGUCGACCUGAUGGCCGCCGAAGGCAUUCAGUUUGUUCCUAACACUCCCGUUGGACCUGAACACGACGUUACCCUGGAGUCCUUGCGCAAGAUUAAUGAUGCCAUUAUCAUUGCCACUGGUGCCACCGUGGCUCGUGAUCUCAAGGUCCCUGGACGCGAACUUGAGGGCGUCCACUACGCCAUGCAAUUCCUGCAUCGUAACACCAAGUCGCUCCUCGAUUCCAACCUUGCUGACGGUGCGUACAUCUCCGCCAAGGACAAGCACGUUGUAGUCAUUGGUGGUGGUGAUACUGGUAAUGACUGCAUUGGUACCUCCGUCCGCCACGGCGCCAAAUCCGUCACCAAUUUUGAAUUACUGCCCCAGCCUCCCCCGGAGCGUGCCCGCGACAACCCGUGGCCUCAGUGGCCUCGCAUCUACCGUGUCGACUACGGUCACUCAGAAGUCAAGACACACAUGGGCAAAGACCCUCGCGAGUAUUGUGUCAUGUCCAAGGAGUUCGUUGACGAUGGCAGUGGCCGCGUCAAGGGUAUCAAUACUGUUCGUGUGGAGUGGACGAAGGGCGCUUCCGGCGGUUGGGAUAUGAAGACCGUCGAGGGCAGCGAGCAAUUCUUCCCCGCCGAUCUUGUUCUCCUCUCGAUGGGUUUCCUUGGCCCUGAGGACCGCCUUUUGGGAGACGAAAUCGAACGCGACGCCCGCAAGAAUGUCAAAACUCCUCCUGGUCAGUAUUCUACCAACGUUUCUGGCGUUUAUGCCGCUGGUGACUGCCGUCGCGGCCAGUCUCUCAUUGUCUGGGGUAUCAAUGAAGGCCGCCAGUGUGCCCGUGAGGUUGAUGCUGCUCUUAUGGGCAUCAGCUCCCAGCUCCCAGUCACUGGUGGCAUUGUUCGCCGUCCUGCUAUCGAUGCAGUCCCUCAAUCGGCGCCACAGACUGUUUCGGCUUAAUUUCUUUCUACAUCUCUGUUGCAUCAUGUUGGACUGGAUCCAGCUGUACAACGACCCUAUUUGAGACUCAUGAUCACAACGAAUCUAUGACAG
Molecule: messenger RNA, 6576 nt
Organism: Aspergillus homomorphus CBS 101889
Lineage: Eukaryota; Fungi; Ascomycota; Eurotiomycetes; Eurotiales; Aspergillaceae
Product: glutamate synthase (NADH)
Exons: 4
Coding region: 100-6483 (2127 amino acids)
Molecular function (GO): glutamate synthase (NADH) activity; iron-sulfur cluster binding; iron ion binding
Source: RefSeq, a predicted model, not a curated record